This is a messenger RNA of Cuscuta epithymum, 563 nucleotides long. Lineage: Eukaryota; Viridiplantae; Streptophyta; Magnoliopsida; Solanales; Convolvulaceae. The record is from the annotation of a GenBank genome assembly.
CUAAAAGGAACAAGGUGGAGGCCAUCACCUUUGGACCAGCCGACCUACCGAUGUCACCGGUCCCUCACAGGGAUGAGUUGGUGAUCAGCAUGGAUAUCAAUAACGCGGUCGUCCGCCGCGUCCUUGUUGACACGGGGAGCAGCGUGAACGUCCUCUACUGGGAGGCAUUCGAAGGGAUGAAGCUGAGGAAGGAUCAGCUGGCCCCCCUACGCACCCCUCUUUCUGGCUUCACGGGGGACUGCAUCGAUGCGGAGGGCACCAUCGGCCUCCCCGUGGAGAUCGGGGAUGGACCUCACACCACCCGCAUCCGAAUGACGUUCGUCGUGGUACGCCUGAAGUGUGCUCACAACGCAAUUUUGGGCCGGCCCGGCUUGGAAGAUCUUGAGGCCAUAUGCUCCGUGCGGCACUCAUGCAUCAAAUUCCCCACCGAGACUGGAGUGGGGGUAGCCCGCACGGACCCACACAUGGCCAGGGCCUGCCACACGAAGGCCAUGGAAAGGUUCAACGAGCGGGAAGCACGGGUCAACAGCAUCUCCGAGAAGGCCAGGCAAGCUGAUAACCGC